AUGUAUAAUAUCCAGUCAUAUGAAUUCUACGACUCUUCUAAUCAAAAUCUACCUAUAAUAUACAGGGACACAAGUAAGGGUGACAGGAUUAAGUAAAGUAGUACUGACUUAGGCUUCCUUAAAUAUUCUUUCUUUAAAUCACUAACUUUGUUCAAACCUGCUGUUACCAUCAUUGUAUUUGACUGGCAGCAUUAAUCAGAUUCAAACUUUGAUUGGAAAGCAUAUGAAGCAUAAGUUUUAGCAGAAAUUAAGUCACACUAGGAUAAAUGCCCAGGUGCUAGACAAUCAAAGAUAGUUUUACUCAUUUUCCUGCCUUUAAACGAUUAGGGAAGUGUAGACGAAAAAAUAACAUCUUUAAAGAGAGCAGUAGCUUAGCGAGGAGAUGAUAAUAUUAAGACAUUUUUUUUGUUGACCACAGGAUUUGAGGGUCUUAAAAACAUAUCAAAGAAGUUUGUGAAAAUACUUAAUGAUCUAUCCUUCUAGCAUUAUAGAGAGAAGAAAAUGAAUAUCAAGAAAAAGCAAAAGAAAUUGAUUAAAGAUGAAAUUGGCAAUAUUAGAUAUAGCUUCAAACAUGGUAUAUUCUCAUCAUAUACAAAAACUGAUAUUGUUAAGCCUGUUAAGUAUAUGAAAGAAGGCUAUGUAUAAUUAAGAUAAAGUAUUGGUAACUCUGGUGUAAGAACCUCUUAUGAAGAGAAGAGGGAGAACGCUGAUUUAAUCACAAUUAAGAUAUGCUAAAUGCUGAUUUCAAAUGGAAGUCAUGCCGGGUUUAUAGAAAUGUAUAGACAGCAUUUAUACACCUACCAGACUAAAAUUAAUUUACUCAGAAAAGAAUAGAGGUUUGAGGAACUCAAAUGGCGAGCUAAUUGGAUGAGAAUAGUGGCUUAGUUCUUGGAAAUGCAUCCAAUAAAUGAAGAGAAACAAGAAUAUUUCCCUGGAUUCUACAAUGUAAAUUCAAUGAUGAUCCAGAUAUCUAGAAAACAGGAGUAUGAGAGAAUUUGCAGAGAAAAGGGCGAUGCAUUUAAUGGAAUCGAAGAUAUGAAAAAUAUGGUGCCAAAAUAUCAUAACUUCAUUGGAAAAGAUUGUGUGUUGCAAGAUAUGAGAGAUCCAUUAGGUGGGAAUCAAAAGACUCAAGGCGAUUAAAAGUCAUUAGUUGAGAAGUUUAAGAUCUACCUAGAAGGGCAGACUGAUGUGAAUUCAAUAAUAAUAGACUUCGCCUAGAAAGCAAUUCAGCAUUACAAGAAUAAAUCAAGGCAGUUAAAGGGUAACAGUGCAAGUGUUUUCAAAAGAGUUAUUCACUUUAUUAGUUAUCACAUAUCAGAACAUGUUCUUGCCAAGGAUGAUCCCACUGGAAUUAAAACUAAGAAAUAUAGAGGGUAAAUAGCUAGAUCAUUAAUCAAUGAGGGUUGGAUUUAAGAGGAACUAAUCAUAGUUGAAAGAGCGAAAGCUAACGCAUCUAAUAAUCUUGAAGAAUUCUUUUUAUAUGAGAUGGAAGUAUUAAAUCACGAUAAAGUUUUAACAAAUGAAGAGAGGAACGGAAGAUUUAUGGAUUUACUUAAUAAAGUCAGGUCAAGUCCAUUUGAUUCAGAAAAUGUUGAUGAUAAACCUCUACAUUUAAUUUCAUCAUUAAUUGGACCUAAGAUUAUUUGGUCUAGAGGAAAUUUCGAUUUAAGUACCAUUUAGGUAAAUAAAUACAAUAAAGUCAACAUAGAAAUCCAUAGUAAUCUCGAUGAUGAACUAUAAUUUAACAAGAUCAUCCUUAGAUUCAAUGAAAACACCCUCAAUCAAGAAAUUUUGGGAGAAUUCUAAUUAUCAAAGCAGUAACCUGUCAUUUUUACUAAGGAGCUAUAUAUUUCGAAAGAUAACUAAAUAACUAGAGAUUUUAUCUAGCUUUAAGAGAUACAGAUGAAUAUUUCUAAUGAUUCAUCGAAGAAUCAUGAUUUGUCUAUAAUUGUUAAGCCCUAUCUCAUUCCAGAGUAAAACUUAUUGGAGAUAGAUAAUAAGGAAAUUACUAGAAAGCCAGUAAGAGUUAAAGAUGCUAUAAAAUUUAAUAUUGAGCCAAUGCCCUCAAAGAUAAAGUUCAGCUUGAAAAAAGAUGAGAAUGAGGAUCAAGCUCUCUUAGGGGAUUAUUACAAUAUUUACUUUUAAAUGCUACCAGAUCACAUUACAAUCACUGAUUUUUGCAUGUUAAUUGAAAAUAUUGACUAAGAAGUACUCAACACAAAUGAUGGAUAACUUGUUGAUCAAAAUUUAAUGAUAAGUCAAUAAUUGGAAGAAUCAAAGCCUUCAUCAACUACUGUGUCGCUGAAUUCUUCAAUAAUGAAUAGUCCUACGAAACCUAUGAAUGUUAUGAGAUAAGGUUCUUCCUCAAACAUCCAAAAUGAUCCACUUGGCUUGUUUGAUUAACCUCUUGGUAGUUUGAAUUUUAGCAAAUAAAAAUCAAAUGCAUUUAAGGAUGUUGAGCUAUUCUAUGAAAUUAAUCCAGAUUCUGAUAGUAAUCAAAUUGAGAACUAGAAGCUUUAAGAAUUAGACUAUUCUUAAGAAAACCAUAAACUAUAGCUUCCUCUAGAUGCUAGAUCAAUUAGGAUUGCUUCCAAGUUUUAUCUUGAGUCUUAAAACUCAAUAAACAUUCUGUUUAGGUAUUCAUUUACUCAAAACUCAGAUAAGGAAGAUUAGAAACAAAUUAUGAGAUAGUAAUAUAGAAAAGCCCUAAAAAUAAAGAGUCAGAGUCCGUUUAAAAUAAGCUGGGAUAUCAAAAAUUCAGAUCCAUUUAUAUAAAAUCUCAAAUUGAGGAAUGAAUAAUUAUAGAUUGCUCCUCUUGUUGCUGCUAACAAUGAAGAAAGUUGGGUAGUAUGUACUCUGACUUCCCAGAGUUAAAGUAAAGUCAUUUAUUUGAAAAAGGUUGAUUUGCAUUUACUUUGCCCAAGCAGGGUGCAAAGACUUUAAUCUUUGGACGAUUAGGACGAUGAAGCAAUCAGAUUAGAGCCAGGAGAAUCUUUUGAGAAAGUAUUUAAAAUUAAGAUUAAUACUGAUUCAAGCAUUGAUGCCAAGAGCAAAAGUGAAAUUGAAUAGUUUUCUGAUCUAUACUUUAGUUGGUAUUCCCAACCAUAUGAAAAUGAAUCAAUUCCUUUAGGUAGUGGAGAAAUCAGUACUAAUUAAAAUCAAUUUAUUCAAUGCACUAUCCCAAGUCCAUCUAUCACUUUAAUAGAUAUUCCGAUUAAAAUCAAAAUACUCAAUGAAGCCUAAUUCUAGAAGGCAUUUUUAUACAAGACCAUCAAUCUUGAUCUUGAAGUUAACAAUCAAUCUGAUGAAGUGAUUGAUGCUGAGCUAUAGUUGGAGGAAUCAGAUGAUUUCUUUGUAGGAGGAGAGCUGAAAUCUUAGAUAUCCUUUAUGCCAGGAGAGAAGUACAUCUUUAGAUACAAUAUAAUUCCCCUUCAGAUUGGUAGACUCUCAUUGCCAAAGUUUAAUAUAUCUGAGAUCAUGGACUAGGACAGAUUGAUACCAAUCAUAAAAGGUUUUACAAAGAAAUGUUUGAUCAUUAAGUGA
Molecule: messenger RNA, 3543 nt
Organism: Stylonychia lemnae
Lineage: Eukaryota; Ciliophora; Spirotrichea; Sporadotrichida; Oxytrichidae
Source: the annotation of a GenBank genome assembly